CAUUUAGAAAAAUAAAACUACUACUACUUAUUAUAUUAAAUAUUUAAUCUGUGACUUAAAGCAUAGAUUAUACACUUAAUAUAUUCGAACUUAAAGUUAGAAUAAAAUCAAACGAGAACCUAAUGUAAAAUUGAAUUUAAUAUACGUGUAUAUCAUACGAAAGGAUGUCUGCUGUGACGAAAUUCAAAGAAAACAAGCCAGAGCCUGUGGCUUACAGUGAAGCAGCUCUCAGAAACAAUGCGGUGGUUGUCGAAUACUGUCGUACUUCUAUGGCUGCAUUGUCAGGAUCCACUGCAGGUGUUCUUGGUCUCACUGGGCUCAAUGGCUUUGCAUUCUACGUGUUUGCAGUUGUAAUGCUCUGGAUAAUGUUCUUAGUCAAAGUUGGACCACAUUGGAGCAAGUAUUUUAUAACCAGACAGAGUGUUCUGACAAAUGGAUUCUUUGGAGCAUUAUUUACAUAUGUACUAUUUUGGACGUUCAUUUAUGGGAUGGUUCAUGUUUAUUAGGUUAUACAAGUUAAAGUUGUUAUUCAAUAAGAGGUAAUAGGAAUAUAAGGUAUAUUGUACAUUAUACUACUACUAUAUCCAAUUAUAUUUAUACUAGACUAUUUUGCAAUUAUUUAAAUAUUUAUUUGAAUAAAGAUUGUGAACAGUAUUUAGAUUAAAUUAAUCAGAAUCACAUAACAUUGAUGCACUUGAUAAUUCUAAAUCUUUUUAACUGUUAACUGUUUGUUUGGGCUUCAAUUUUUAUACUAGAUCAAAAGCAGGCAAGUGUUUCUUAAAAGUGGACUAAAUAGCGAAAUAGGGUGGUGAGGUAACCAAAAUAGUACUUUCAAAGAUAAUUUACUGAGGAAGGAUUGAGAGCCAGAGAUUUAUUAAUUACUAAAUAGAAAACAAUACUGAAAUAUUGGUAAUCUAGGGUCUACAUUAUGCCAUCAAAAUCACCUAAAUUGAAUAUUUGGCAAAGAAACUAUUAUUUUUUGUCACAAUCCUGUUAAAAUGACCACAUAUAGCAGCAGGUGUAUAGAAUAGUUAUAAGACUGAAAGAUUAUUAAACCUCUUUAACCUAUAAACAGUUUUUAUCCAGUGGGAUGUUUUGUUAGUAGCCCUAUACUAACCUCUAUAUUCAUAUUAAUUAUAAUAUAAUGCACAUUCAACUAAGUCAGUCCUCACUGAGUGGCAGCCUCAACCACAAGCAAUCAAUGAUGUGAUAGCCAGUAUAUAGCAUUAGUGUAGGGGAAAUAUCCCUAAACUCGUUACCAUUCCCAAGUAUGAAACCUAACAACAUGUAUACAGAAACUAUAAUAUUAAUUAUGUUAUUGAUGACUAGCUAUCGUAGAAUUGGAAGUCAAAUAGCGGUAGCAGUCAAUAGAUGGUUCAGCAAAACUACAUUUUGAUGUACAGAGUCAGACUAAAAAAUGUAAAUAAAAUAUUCAUGUUUUCAAUGUCAGCCCUGACCCAAACUUAUUUGUAAAGAGAGAACUACAAAUGUUGUUAAAUAAAUUAUUUAUUAAUCUUGGUUAAUAAAUUUUAUUAAUAAUAAUUGCAUUUGGUAUAUAGCAGGUUGAAGAAUAAAGUAUUGUGAUACUUAAUCCAAA
Messenger RNA from Bombyx mori (domestic silkworm), 1597 nucleotides. RefSeq names its product ER membrane protein complex subunit 6 (gene EMC6). Gene Ontology annotation, biological process: protein folding in endoplasmic reticulum; autophagosome assembly. The coding region runs from base 165 to 506 and encodes 113 amino acids. The transcript is spliced from 2 exons. Lineage: Eukaryota; Metazoa; Arthropoda; Insecta; Lepidoptera; Bombycidae. Gene Ontology annotation, cellular component: endoplasmic reticulum; membrane; EMC complex. The record is from RefSeq and is a predicted model, not a curated record.